Molecule: messenger RNA, 831 nt
Organism: Lycium ferocissimum
Lineage: Eukaryota; Viridiplantae; Streptophyta; Magnoliopsida; Solanales; Solanaceae
Product: protein RKD1-like
Exons: 4
Coding region: 1-831 (276 amino acids)
Molecular function (GO): DNA-binding transcription factor activity
Source: RefSeq, a predicted model, not a curated record
AUGGGAAGUGAGCACUCAAACUUUGAAGUAAUGACUAAGCAAGAAAACUAUCGAGACAUAUUUUCUUUUCCAACCCAACUUCCAUCUCUUGAUAUCAGUGAAUAUUCAGGACACUAUGCUAUCGAUUAUCAGUAUGAUUUCUCCAUUCAAGAUAACGCUUUUGAUGCUGCUAAUAAUCCUUUGAUGGAAUGUACUCUUGAAGAUCCAUUUUAUUCAUCUUUUUAUAACCUUACUCCAGGAGAGUUAUGCUAUGACGAAAUUGGAAAGGGAUUUAGAAUGUGGAAUGAAAUGAGCGGUGAAUUUGGAUUAAGUGCCGAAUUACUCGGGAGAACUGAGAACCGGGAAUUGUUGUUAUGUGACAAAAAUCAAGAAAAGAUAAUGACUAAUGAUCGUGUUGAGGAAAUUAUAACGGAAAAAGAGAAGCAAAGAGAGGAGAUUAAUAGUUCAAGAAUGUUGUCUCGAGAUACAAUUUCAAAGUACUUUUACAUGCCAAUAACUCAAGCAGCCAAGGAACUUAAUAUUGGGUUGACACUUUUGAAGAAAAGAUGUAGGGAUUUGGGAAUUCGAAGGUGGCCACAUAGGAAGUUGAUGAGUCUUCAAACACUAAUCAAGAAUGUUAAGGAAUUGGAGAGGGGGGGAGGAAAUGGUAUGGAGCAAAAGUUGAAGGAUGUGAUAAAUUUAUUAGAGGAAGAGAAGAAGAAGAUGGAAGAAAUUCCAGACAUGGAACUUGAGGAGAAAACAAAGAGAUUAAGGCAAGCUUGUUUCAAGGCUAACUACAAGAGGAGAAGGCUUAUGGGUAUGGCAAGUGCAUUGCGGAGCUUCUUUUGGUAA